Molecule: messenger RNA, 4138 nt
Organism: Spinacia oleracea (spinach)
Lineage: Eukaryota; Viridiplantae; Streptophyta; Magnoliopsida; Caryophyllales; Amaranthaceae
Product: pre-mRNA-processing factor 39-2
Exons: 12
Coding region: 174-3737 (1187 amino acids)
Biological process (GO): mRNA 5'-splice site recognition; RNA processing
Cellular component (GO): commitment complex; U1 snRNP; U2-type prespliceosome
Molecular function (GO): pre-mRNA 5'-splice site binding; protein binding
Source: RefSeq, a predicted model, not a curated record
UAUUUCCUAGUGAGCCGGAUAUCGAAAUUUUAUCAAGUGCCAAACAAUUUAGAACCCUAGAGAAUGUAGACUGCAGAUACUAGAGUUUUGUGACCAAAAACACUUUGCACUCUCAUGAAUUUUUUCCUCCAUUUUUAACCCUUAAUUCUUGCUCUUCAGAGUUGCAUAUUUCCAUGGCAGUUGGCUCCAUUGAUGGGUUGGAUGAAAGUUUACUCAAUGAAGUUGUUGCUCAGGGUUCGUUGGACUUCGAGGAUUGGAUAAAGUUCAUCGCUAGUGUUGAUCGAAUAUACCAUGGUGAUAUAGAUAAAAUCAGUUUGGUAUAUGACUCGUUUUUAUCGGAGUUCCCUCUUUGCUAUGGUUACUGGAAGAUGUACGCUGAGCACACGGCACGUUUAUGCAGUGUGGAAAACGUUGUUCAGAUCUUUGAAAGGGCAGUCGAAGCAGUGCCUUACUCUGUUGGUGUAUGGGUUGAGUACUGCAGCUUCAGUAUUUCAUCUUUUGCGGAUCCAUUGGAUGUUUGCAGAUUAUUUGAAAGAGGGCUGUCCUUUGUGGGGAAGGAUUACCAAUGCCAUAAUUUAUGGGACAAAUACAUUGAAUUCGAGUAUUCUCAUGAACAUUGGAAUUCUUUGGCUAGCAUCUAUAUCCAGACAUUAAAGUUUCCAACAAAGAAGUUGCAUCAAUAUUAUGAAAGUUUCAAGAAAUUGGUUGCCAUCUGGAAGGAGGAUAUGAAAGUCCAGGGAAAUUCUCGAACGGAAGAGCAGCCAGAACAUGAUAUGGAUAGUGAAAUUAUGCUAUCUGAAGAUGCUGAAAUCUCUCAUGUUAUAAGUGACUUGAUUGAUCAAUCCACUAGAAGUAAAGCAUUGCAGAAAUAUAUUACUGUUGGAGAAUUCUUUUAUCAAAAAUCCUGUGACUUGGAUGCAAAAGUGCAAAAGUUUGAGCAAAACAUACGUAGGCCUUAUUUUCAUGUGAAGCCACUUGAUGACAAUCAGCUGCGUAAUUGGCAUCGAUACUUGGAUCUAGUUGAGAUGGAAGGUGAUUUUGACUGGGGUGUGAAACUGUAUGAAAGAUGCUUAAUUUCUUGUGCUCAUUACCCUGAUUUCUGGAUGCGUUAUGUGGAUUAUGUGGAGUCUAAGGGAGGAAGGGAAAUAGCAACUGAUGCUCUGGGAAGAGCAACACAAAUAUUUUUGAAGAAUAUGCCCGAAAUUCAUCUUUUCAAUGCUUGGUUUAAGGAGAAGAUUGGUGAUGUUGAUGGUGCACUUGCAGCAUUUCCGCAAUGUGGCCAAGAUAAUGGAUCUUAUUUCAUUGAAACAAUCCGAAGGAAAGCCAAUAUGGAAAGACGCAUGGGAAAUCAUGCCGUGGCAUCGAGUAUAUACAAGGAAGCACUUGAUUUGUCUGCAAAGAAGAGACCUGAUCUGCUUCCAAUGCUGUAUGUGCAUUUUGCACAUCUUCAAUAUAUGAUCACAGAUAGUAAGGAAGAAGCUAAGGAAGAAGCUGCCAGAGAGGUUUUGUUAAAUGGUAUUCGACGUGUGCCUCACUCAAAAUUACUCAUUCAGGAACUUAUACUUUUUGCACUGAGGCAUGAUGGAGCAAGGCAAGUAGAAUUUCUGGAUUCUGUUAUGGGUCAGACGCUUGGGGCAGAUGUUUCUGGUGGUCUCAGUAAUAAAGAACGGGAGGACAUAUCAAUAUUGUAUCUAGAGUUCAUAGACUCUUGCGGAAGUAUCAAUGAUAUAAGAAGGGCAUGGAAUCGUCAUUUGAAAUUUUUCCCACACCUGGUAAGAGGACAGUCUUCCCUCAAGAAGCCUGAUAAUAAAGCUGGUGAUAUGUGGAAAAAGGUUAUUGAAGGUAGACCUGAUAGUGUUAGUUCUUAUCCUCCAAAGUCUCCAAAGAAGCUUGACGAAAAUGAUUUAAUCCAGUUGUCUCCUGCAGAGACAGUAGUAGUGUCAGAGAAUAUUGAUAAUUCUGAACAGGCUAUCCGUGAGCAGACACAUUUUGAAAAUGGUAACAGAAAUCCAAAUGAUUUGAGUCUGGUGACUUCAGAAGUCACAAAGACCUUUGCAGAGGAUGAGUGUAAAGCAAAUGAGUCAGGUAUUGGACUCUUAUAUCAGGCUGUUGAUGACAGAAACCCUGCGGAAGUUGUCAAGGACUCUAGAUCGCUUGGCAUCCAGGAAGAACAAGAGCAAGAUCGAAAGUUUCAACAACAAAAUCCGGAUUCACUAGGGGGUCAUUCUUUUAAUCCUCGGGACGACGAAUAUCAAAAUAGAAAUGCAUCAUGUUCUCGAGGACUUGAGGCUCCUCGAGAAGCCGCUCAAUCAAAUGGAAGCACACCAGUUGGUGGCGAUGAUACUAAUGAAAUCCCCUCAACAUCGUGUCCUAUAAGUCCUCGGAGUAAUAAUGCUGCCGUAACAUGCAAUGAGUCUCCUUGUCCCUCUAGAAUGACAUGUAAGGAUCCCUCAUCAGUACUAUCACCAGAUCAUCCUUCAGAUAAAGAAGGCAACCAGCACCGAUUCAAUUCAUCUGGUAAGAGUCGUUCAAGACUUGGUUCCCCUGCUGAUUCAGGAGAACGCCUGGAAAGAUCACUUUCUCCAAGAAGACGCAAUUCUCACGGGUAUUUAAUUGACCGACGCCAUAGAGAUCGAUCUCUUUCUCCAAGAAGGCACAAUUCUCGGUGGAAUUCAGAUGAGCGCUGGCCUCGUGAUAGACGGCAUCGCCGUUAUCCCCGAUAUCAAGAUAAUUCACGAGGUUACAGAGAUGGCCGGGUGCAAAAUCAAAAUAUAGUGGUCAUUGGCAACAAAGGGCAAACACAGAACUCCCAACAGCAGCCUACUGGGUCUGUAUCUCAGACCCAGCUCCCUGUCCAACACGUUGGUUACCCUCAACCUCAGACAAACCAGUAUAUGCCUAUAAACGAGCAAUUUGGCAAUUUGCAGAAUAACCAAUCAUACAAUCAGAUGAUGCAAUAUUAUUACUACAACCACCAUCAGCAACAGCUUUUACUGCAACAACCAUUAGGUUCACAACAACUGCAACAGAUGCAGCCUCCUGAGCAACUGCAGCAACAGAUUCAAAAUCCAGCACAGCAGCAGCUAGUGCAAAAUCCUCAGCAGCCACAAGGCCUACAACAGACACUUCCUCAUCAGCAACAGCUUUCGAUCCUGCAAUAUCAACAGCAACAGUUGUAUCAGCAGCUACAAUUCCAGCAGCAGCCAACUAAUGAACAGCCACAGUCUCAGCAGCAACAUGUGCAAUUACAGCAGCAGACACAGCUUCCUCAACAGCAUGUGUUCCUACAGCAGCAGCAGCAGCCGCCAGAGCAACAAGAACAGCAGGUACACAUUCAACAACAGCAGCAGCAAACACAGCCACAGAAACAGGAGGAAGCCUAUCUUCAGCAGCAACAACAGCAAUCAUAUCAGUACCAGCAAGCUCAGCAGCAACAGUAUUUACUCUACCUCCAGCAGCUGCACCAAUAUCAACUGUCACAGCAGCAACCAGGGCUAGCUUUAGACCAGAAGUCAUUCCAGCAGCAAUAUAAGUUACCUGAAGAGCAGCAAAAGGAAUUAUCAGAGCUGCUCUGUAUGAAUGAGAAAUCACAGAUACAGAAAGAUGAUGGUUCAGCAGAAGUUACUUUAAUAAGCAGUCCGCAACAACAGGACGAAGGAAUGAAACAUGGUCAUGGUUCAACUGCCGGAGCUCCAUCCCAAGAUGAGUUGCCUGAAAUUGAUGGGACAGAUAUUUGAUGCUUCAAUGAAAUAACUAAUGUCAAGCUUGAUAUUUUCCACGUUUUUGGCCCAAAGCAAAGUAUCGUAUUGUAUCGUUGUCAUAUAGACUGUAGGUGAAAUUAAGAGGUUGUAGAACGGUAGCAAAUUAGCGUAACUUGUGCAUGAUUCGGAAGCAUGAUUACGUGUAAUUUUGCUCAGCACAUUUGUAUCUACCUACAAGGCUACGACCUGUUAUCUUCCUACGAGGCUACGACCUGUUAUGCUUGGAAAAGGUUGUUAUACCAAAACUAGCCUUGUCGUAUCAAAUUUGGCUUGACCCUAAGUGCUCGUGUUGUUUUUAUAAGCAUUUCAUAAUGUAAACAGAAUCACAAUUAUCAACCCUUACAAAAUAUGUUUCGUAAUUGCUUAGGAAUGAACAA